Lucilia sericata (common green bottle fly) is the source of this 3496-nucleotide messenger RNA. Its product is annotated as WD repeat-containing protein on Y chromosome. Lineage: Eukaryota; Metazoa; Arthropoda; Insecta; Diptera; Calliphoridae. The record is from RefSeq and is a predicted model, not a curated record. Gene Ontology annotation, molecular function: protein binding.
AUGAAUAAUUUUGAAUAUUCCGGUUCACAAAAUGAUCAAACCUUUGUUGAAUAUCAAACAAUAUCUUCUCAGUGUUCACUCGAACGAAUCGAAAGACCAGAACGUCUGCACGAAUGGCUGAAAUCUCAUGAAAUCGAACAUUUACACAAGAUUUUCCAAGAUAGACAAAAACUAACUUAUGGAGAAUUACGUCAGGUGCUGGAAAAUCUUAAUAUUAUCUUUACCGAUAUCGAAUAUAAUCGUUUAUUUCUGAAAAUCAAUCAAAAUCGUGACUUUAAAUGUGAUUGGAAUGAAUUUAUUUCAUAUCUCAUUUAUGGAUUUCAAGAAGAUGAUCCAUCAAGUCAAAAGGAAUCAUUGAUUUUACCAAUAUCAGCAGCUCCUAUUGUCAAGAAAUCUGAACAUAGAUCGGCUAUAUGUGGCAUAAGUCUAUUGAAAAAUGUUUCCGAUCUUAUGGUGGAUGAUGACGACGAAGAGGCAGAAGCGCAAAAGAAAAAACUAGAUGAAGAUGUGGAAAUAGAUGAAGAGGCAGAGGAGGAAAAACGUAAAAUUCAAAAUUUAGCCAUAAAUGAUACACCGGAAAAUACCGGAAUAUGGAUAACAGCUAGUAAGGAGGGUCAAAUACGUUUCUGGACACCCCUAUUAGAACCUUUACGCAGUGGCAUGUCGGAAAGCUUACAUCUAAAAAUGCCCACAUGGAUUUUAUGUAUACAAGCAUUAUCCGAUGUUGGUAUUGUUUGCACUUCCUCUACUGAGAGAGAGUUACGUUUCCACGAAACCAUAGCUUCCACUUUUAUUUUGCGUAUAGUCAUACGUAGCAUGCCAUUUGCAGUCUGUCAAAUGUCCUAUAGUUUCCAUCCAAAAGGCAAACGCAACUCACGUCUCAUACUGGGUGAUUAUGGUGGAAACGUACGAAUUUUAGAAUUUACACCACAUUUAAGGGGCCCUUUCCAAUCGAAACCAGGAGCAGCAUUGAUAGAAGUUUUCUGGACAGAUAUUUUAAAGGGCAAAUUACCUUUAUUUAAUACGCGUGAAUAUUUGAAUAUUCACAAUGAAAUGAUUCAACAGGUAUUUUAUUCGAUUACGUUGAAUUCGGUGUUUUGGGCAGCUGAAUAUCGUAAUACGAGAAAGUAUCGAGGACGUUGUCCGGGAUUGAUAGUGGCUAAUGGAGAUGAUAAACAUAUUCGUAUACCAUUGGGUGUUACCACUUUCUUUGUGGAUGAAAAGAAUAAUAUUGUGGUAACGGGUGGCCCCGAUACUUUUGUACGCAUUUGGGAUGUUUAUAUAUCGGCCGAACCUUCGGGUAUAUUAACGGGACAUAAUGGUGGUAUUGUUAUGGUCUUUGUACAACCGGAAGAGAAAAAGGUUUAUAGCGUAGACUAUCAGAAAAUCAUAAAAGUUUGGGAUCUUACCGAACACGUAUUACUACAAACUUAUGGUGAUUUAGUAAGACUUAUUCCAGCCGAAACUGAUUUAUCAUAUUACUACCAUGCCUUCCUAAGGAUACUUUUGGUAGGAGGUCGUAAGCUGAUAGCAAUUAAAUGUAAUCCACGCGUAAGGGUAGAUCUGACAGAUGGCAAUACUCAUGCUGCUCCUGUGUCGGUGGUUUUAUAUAAUCGUCUUUUUAGAAAUAUAGUCACCUGCGGAUUGGACAGUUAUAUUAUUGUUUGGGAUCCCUGGACUGGUAGACGCAAAAUUAUCAUUAAAAAUUGUCAUACAAAGCAAUUGUAUGGUGAACAUAUUGAUAUAGAAAUAACGGCCGCUUGUUUUGAUCCUCUGGAACAGUUUUUGCUAACUGGUGCUCGUGAUGGUUCCCUUAAGAUUUGGAAUUAUAAUAAUGCUGUGUGUAUACGCAAUAUGAGUAUAAAGGCGGAACAUGAGGUUACUGCAGUAAUCUGGGUUGUUGAAAGAAUUUUAGCGGUUGGCUGGGAUAAACAAGUCACCGAAUUUAACGAUGUUGAGGGUCGUGAAUAUGGUGAUCCCAAGAAAUGGCCCAUGUUUCAUUCGGACGAUAUAACAUGUGCGGAUGUUAAACUGGGCGAAGGUGUUGUUACCGCAACCUAUUCAGGAGAAUUAAUAUUUUGGACACUUGAAACCGGUCAACCGUAUAGACGUUAUAGUGUCUCCGAACCUACCGAAUUCAUUGAGUUACAAUAUAACCGCAGUUCUAUUGACGACGAGGAAAAUCGAAACAAAGAAGCCCAACGUAUUAGUAGUAUAUCAGUAUCACGUUUUGUGCGAAAAUCUAUUUCGGAAAGAAUUCGAGAAAUAAACAAGAGAAUGUCUAAAUGGACUGCAAUAGACGAUCUAACUGAUGAAGAGAGAAAUUUUGUUGGACAGAGAUAUACCUUAACGCCCAUAUUGAGUGAAGGUCAAGUAUUGCCUAUGUCGGUGCAAGCGGUAUUAUUUCUACAGACCCGUCCCAUGACAAAGGAGCAUGGUAGUGUUUUUGUAGCUUUGGAAACGGGUAUUAUACAAGUGUAUUCGCAUCAUCAACGUGGUGGUUAUUUGAAUAAAUUUAAUGCUAUUCAUAAAACUGGUGAUUGCAUCUUGGCCAUGUCUACUGAUCGUAAAAAUCGAUAUUUAUUUACUGGCACUGCUUUGGGUUAUGUGAAAAUUUGGCAAAUACAAAAUUAUUGCGUACCAGAAAAAGAAAAAGUUAAAUUGUGCAUGCCCGUGCUACGAUUACAAUUCAUAUUUUUGCGCAAUGACAGAUUUCUAACAAGAGCCAAGAGAGCAGUACGUCGUCAGCCAGAGCCUUUGUUAGUUAGUUCCUAUAAAGGACACAAUAAAGCCAUCAAUUCGAUUGUUUUUAUCAAUUUGCCAAAAAUAUUAAUAACAGGUAGUCAUGAUUGCUCGUGUCGUUUGUGGUCUUUAGGUGGUCGUUAUUUGGGCACAUUAGGUACACCAUUGCCUUGGAUGAAACUAUCGUCAUUCGAGCCAGUAGAAGAAUUAAAUACACGUUAUCGCAUGCCUCCCGAUAUUAAAAAAGUGGCCAGUUCUACAACUAUGAAAGUUAUUACUGGCGAGCAAAAGGAACCUUUUAAAAUGGUUUACGAUGAAACACAUCCAGAAAUUACUGACGACACCGCCCUAGAGGAAGAAACUUUACGCAUGCUUGGCAAACCAUUACGUGAACCAAUUUUGGGUAAACAUUUCGAAUUACCGGGACGUAGUGCUGUAGAACAACGUAUAGACUUGGACAUAACAGCUUCUUAUACGCCAGUUUAUACUCAUUUGAAAAUACAUGAAGCCAACGAUUUAGAAAAACCCUCAACACCUCCGACUAUUCGGCGUUUAGCACGAGAAAGUUAUAUGGAUUUUUACAAGCCUAUAAAAGCUGAUAAUGAUCGAGUUAAAGCGGAAAGUUUAAAGGAUGAGCAUUUGUUAAAAACCCGACGCUGGUCAAGUGCUAAAACUUCUAUUGGUUUCAAAGCUAAUGAAAAACAAAAGAAAUAAUUGUUGAAUUCAGGAAUUGUUAUUAAAUUUGGAAUAUUUU